Messenger RNA from Cryptotermes secundus, 2085 nucleotides. RefSeq names its product puff-specific protein Bx42. Gene Ontology annotation, biological process: mRNA splicing, via spliceosome. The coding region runs from base 95 to 1702 and encodes 535 amino acids. Gene Ontology annotation, cellular component: spliceosomal complex. The transcript is spliced from 12 exons. The record is from RefSeq and is a predicted model, not a curated record. NCBI's taxonomy places the organism in Eukaryota, Metazoa, Arthropoda, Insecta, Blattodea, Kalotermitidae.
CUCCAUUGUCUUCAUGGUCUUGAUGGUUGUGAUCGUUAUGUUGGUAAUGGAUGUUGUGUUUAACUACUGUAUGUAAGUGGGCAGAGUUAGCAGUAUGUCUCUAGGAAGCUUAUUGCCUGCACCCACACAACCGGUUUGGGAUCUAGAUGAAGAGCGAGCGAAAGUGCGUGUACAGUCAUCUUCUGUGGUUGUUGCGAGCCCAACAGCUCCGCCAUAUGGUCAGAGAAGAGGUUGGGUGCCACGAUCACUCGAGGACUUCGGAGAUGGUGGUGCAUUUCCAGAGAUUCCUGUGGCCCAAUAUCCAUUGAAUAUGGGUAGAGAAGGAAAAGAAAGCACAUCAAAUGCCCUUGCAGUUCAGUUGGAUGCCCAGGGAAAGAUAAAGUAUGACGUUCUGGCACGUCAGGGACACUCAAAAGAAAAGAUAAUCUACUCGAAACUGACAGACUUGCUCCCAGCGGAAGUGGUGGCUGAAGAUGAUCCAAGCCUGGAGAGACCGUCAGAGGACGAUGUGCAAGAGACUACUGAGAAAACUCGUCUUGCAUUGGAACGUCUCACACAUACAAAGAUAGCAGCUGCUAUGCCAGUCAGGUGUGCAGAGAGAGCCGGUCCUGCACAGUACAUCCGUUACACACCAUCUCAGCAAGGGGCUGCCUUCAAUUCAGGUGCAAAACAGCGUGUCAUUCGAAUGGUAGAGGCCCAGAAAGAUCCAAUAGAACCACCAAAGUUUAAGAUCAACAAGAAGAUACCUCGUGGACCUCCCUCACCUCCUGCUCCAGUAAUGCAUUCACCAACAAGAAAGGUGACUGUUAAAGAACAGAAGGAGUGGAAGAUUCCACCAUGCAUUUCCAAUUGGAAGAAUGCUAAGGGGUAUACAAUCCCUUUGGACAAGCGUCUCGCUGCAGAUGGACGUGGCUUGCAGCAGGUUCACAUUAAUGAGAACUUUGCCAAACUGGCAGAGGCCCUUUAUAUCGCUGAUAGAAAGGCACGUGAAGCUGUGGAGAUGCGAGCCCAGCUGGAGAAAAAGUUAGCACAGAAGGAGAAGGAGAAGAAGGAGGAACAUCUGCGACAGCUUGCACAGAAGGCCCGUGAGGAACGGGCUGGCAUUAGAACUCAAGCGGCUGCCACAGAUAAAGAUGAAGAGGCUAGGGAGCGUGAUCAGUUGCGUUAUGAACGCCACAAAGAUCGUCAGCGUGAACGCAACAUUGCUAGAGCUGCUCCAGACAAGAGGUCAAAGCUGCAGCGUGAACGCGAACGUGACAUCAGUGAGCAGAUUGCACUGGGUUUACCAGCCAAGAACAUAUCAGGCGGGGAGGUUCAGUUUGACCAGCGUUUGUUCAACACUACAAAGGGCAUGGACUCUGGCUAUGGGGAUGAGGAAUCAUACAAUGUGUAUGAUAAACCGUGGCGUGAGAGUGGCACCGUUGGUGCACACAUCUAUCGCCCUAGCCGAAACUUGGACAAGGAUGUCUAUGGAGAUGAUCUUGACAAGUUGAUCAAAACAAAUAGGUUUGUGCCUGAUAAAGAGUUCAGCGGUACUGAUCGUACUGCCACCAGAAGUGGACCUGUUCAGUAUGAGAAGGAAGGGGAGGAUCCGUUUGGCUUGGACAAAUUCUUAACACAGGCUAAACGUGCCAGCAAGCGUCCCAAGGAUGACCGUGAUCGACGAGGAGAAGAACGUGAUAAGCGUAAGCGGCGGGAAUAGCUAUAGGGUGUAGAGAUACAAACAGCUUGUCUGUAUAAGAAAUGAAUAUAUUGUAUUUGUGGUGAAGUUCUUUUAAUUUGAUUCGGUGAACUGAAGAUGAAAAUUUAUGUAGUGUUGCAAUCAGUGACUUCCAAGAGACAUCCUGUAAUGGAGUACAAUGUGACAUUGAUUAGAACAGACUAGCAGGUCUCUCCACACUGUCUUGUUAUUUGCUGGAGGAUGGAGAAAAUGUGUAAAGAAAUUGUAUAUUGUGUGAGUAUAUAAAUGUAAACACAUUGGACAGAUUUAAAGUACACAUGUUUUAGCUGCCCUUAUACGUACUGUAAAUGUAAGCAUACAGUAAAAAUUUGUGUUCUGAAAAUAGAUUAUAUGAAGUAUGUGUA